AUUGGAAACACUAACUUUCAGACAAAAUACUAAUCCAGGGCCCUCACCAGGGAAAGCUGUUUAUAUAUAUAUAUAUAUAUAUAUAUAUGUGUGUGUGUAUAUAUUAAUAUAAAAUCUAAGUACGGAUUAUCAAAUGUCAAGAUGCAGUUUCCCUGCUGAAUUCUGUUUUGAUUAGGAGAACAUGGAGUGAUAUUGGGAUUGAGUCUGUUCCGCCAAGUCCAGUCCUGGUGCUGGAUCUCUGUUCGUGGUAUUCAGUUACAAUUCGGUCGUUAUUAUCGCUGCGCAGGAUGCUCACUUUGAAUCAGAAAGUAACUUGUGAUUCUGGUGACCACCCAAAUAAAGUCUAGGGUUUGUGAAAACUGCGAGAAGCCGGACAAACUCUGUCCUCCUGGUGGUGAUUUCGUUCUAAAGUUUUUAACUCCUGUUGAGUGUUCCCCUGCGCUAAAGUUUUGCAGAAUUAGUAUUGGGAAUUUCUACAGCAGCGAUGUGAAAUUGACUCCGUUUUGUUUAUGGCUUUGAGAAAAGGAUAUCCUCCAAGGUCUUGUGACACGUUUGUGGCUUUACCUCCAGCAACUGUUGACAAUCAGAUUAUUUUUGGAAAAAAUUCAGACAGGCCUUCGGAUGAAGUCCAGGAAGUUGUAUUCUUUCCUAGGGCAAACUAUCAACCAGGAGAUCAGGUUGAGUGCACAUACAUAAAGAUUGAACAAGUUGGAAAGACACAUGCUGUUGUUCUUAGCCGUCCAUCUUGGUUAUGGGGCGCUGAAAUGGGAGCAAAUGAAUACGGAGUAUGCAUUGGCAAUGAAGCAGUCUGGGGAAAAGAAAAACCCAAUGACAAAGAGGCCCUUCUGGGCAUGGAUUUAGUCAGACUUGGUCUUGAACGAUCGCAAUCAGCUGAGGAAGCAGUUGAUGUUCUUGCUGGUCUGCUAGAGAAAUAUGGUCAGGGUGGAAAUUGUAUGGAAGAUGAAGUUAUAUUUACAUAUCACAACAGUUUCCUGAUUGCUGACAAGAAGGAAGCCUGGGUUUUAGAGACUGUUGGUAAACAUUGGGCUGCAGAAAAAGUUGAAGAAGGAGUGCGAAAUAUUUCCAACCAGAUUUCCAUAACAACAAAGAUUAAUAAAGAGCAUCCAGAACUGAGGAGUUAUGCAAAAGAGAAAGGCUGGUGGGAUGGUAAAGCAGAGUUCAAUUUCACUGCUGUGUAUUCCCAUCAAGACGGUACUCAAAUGAAUGAAACUAAUAAUCGAUAUGGUACUGGCCUCCAGCUUCUUAAUAAGCAUAAAGGAAAUAUCACAAUUGAAACCAUGAUGGAUAUUUUGCGGGACAAAGAGAGUGGUAUCAAUAUGGAGGGUGGCUUUAUGACAACAGGGAGCAUGGCCUCCAUUCUGCCAAUGGACAGCAACCUGCACUGCAUUCAUUUCUUUACAGGGACACCUUAUCCUGAGAGAUCCGUUUUCAAGCCUUUUAUCUUUGUACAAAACAUGAGGCAAUUUCUAAAAACUAGUUCUCCUUCAUUUGGUCCUGAUGACCCAGUAAAGAAGCAGCCACGGUUCCAGACGAAACCUGACCGAAAACAUGCACUUUACAAAAAGCAUGAAGUUGCAGCAGCAUUAAUGGAAAUGAGUCAGGCAAAAGGUGCUAAAAUGCUACAAGACAUAAAAGCACUGGAGAAGAAACAAAUUGAAACAGCAAAGCAUGUACUAGAGAAUGGAAUACCAGAUACCACCAAAGUUGUUCACAUCUUUUCUGAUUGUGUAGAUAAAGAAAUAGCAAUUUACAGUGAAAAUUAGACAGUAGUUCUGCAUAUUUUAGUGUCUGUGGUUUUAAUAUGCUCUAGCAUCUUGAAACAAGUAAAUCAUAAACGUAUAAUAUGUGAGGUUUCAAAUUGCAGAAUAGCAGGAACUCAAUGCAUAAAAUAAAAUCUUGUAGAAGUAAAAUAUUUAUAUUAAAGCCAUGCUUUUGGAUAAAAUCCUACUUGCAAAGCUUGAAAAAGAUAAGUAUAAUAUUAACCUGAAAUUGUUUGAAGUGUUGUAUCAUAUGCCACUGAUCUGCACCAAAACAUGCUGUUUUCUGUAAAGUGAUUUUCCAGACGUGGAUCAUGUGUCUGUCUAAAUGUUUCAUAAACUUUGCUAUCAGAUGUUUAAAGAUUUAUCUCCAAGAUCUUGUUGCAGAUUUGUGGAUGUGGA
This is a messenger RNA of Stegostoma tigrinum, 2180 nucleotides long. RefSeq names its product secernin 3 (gene scrn3). The coding region runs from base 510 to 1784 and encodes 424 amino acids. Gene Ontology annotation, molecular function: dipeptidase activity; cysteine-type exopeptidase activity. Lineage: Eukaryota; Metazoa; Chordata; Chondrichthyes; Orectolobiformes; Stegostomatidae. The transcript has 8 exons. Gene Ontology annotation, biological process: proteolysis. The record is from RefSeq and is a predicted model, not a curated record.